GGCUUCCAAUCAGAGGCAGAAGCGCGCGGGCACGGGCCAAUGGAUGCCAGGAGAGGCGGGGUUAUAGACCCGGAAGUGAAGACAAACCGGAAGCGGGUCCCUAAGACCACGUGGGAGCGCUAUGGGGAUUGGGGGGAAAAUCAACCGGCCCCGGACGGUGAACGGAGGGAGCUCCGUAAGAAGCUGUUCAAGCGGCGGCGGGAGCUGGCGCGGGGACGGCGGCAGAAACGGCGGUCGGGCCCGGCGGUGUCGGUGCCGCCCCCGCUGUGGGGGAAGAGGCGGCGGAAGGAGCUGAAGCGGCUGCGGGGAGCGGCGAAACGGGCGCUGGAGGCGGCGGCGGCUGCGGGGAGAAAACCGGAGAUGGAAACGAGAAAGGGGAAAAGCAGCGACGUGGAGAUGGAAGAGGAGGAGCCCCUGGGGACAGCGGGGACACCCCCAGAGACACCCCUGGAGACACCCCCGGGGACAUCCCCGGGCACCGGGGGCACCUGACCCGCACCGGAGUCACUGGUGUCCCCUCCCCCUCAGCAGUGGCACUGGGGUCACCUCUCUGGCACUGGUUUGUCACUGGGGUCACCAGUGUCAUCUCCCCAGCACUGGGGCCACCUGUCCUUCACUGGGAUCACCUGAGUCUCACCAGUGUCACCAGUUUGCCACUGGGGUCACCAGGGGGGCACCAGUCUCACCUCCCUUUCCCCAGUGUCACCAGGGGCACUGGGGACACCAGCGUCACCUUCUUGUCACCAGUUCAUCCCCAGGGUCACUGGUGUCCCCUCCCCAGUGGCACUGGGGACACCUCCUGGCACCGGAGUCCCACCAGGGUGCCCAGUUUGUCACCAGGGUCACUUUGGGGACUGAUUCCUAAUUGUUGCUGUUUAUUGUUACUAUUUAAUGAUUCAUUAAAAUAUUCCCGUUUA
Corapipo altera (White-ruffed manakin) is the source of this 917-nucleotide messenger RNA. RefSeq names its product chromosome unknown C11orf98 homolog (gene CUNH11orf98). The coding region runs from base 40 to 492 and encodes 150 amino acids. The transcript is spliced from 4 exons. NCBI's taxonomy places the organism in Eukaryota, Metazoa, Chordata, Aves, Passeriformes, Pipridae. The record is from RefSeq and is a predicted model, not a curated record.